CAUCCACACAAGCACAAGUAGACGAAGAGGUGAUGACCAUGGCGUGUCUCCUCCACGAGAUGCUCACUCCCAGUGCCCCGUUUCAUAGCAUGUCUAGACCGCCUCUGACUGGGACUUCGAGUUUGUUGCCGGGCGGGAAGGGGCAUUGGUCACAUUGACGCCGAGCACGCGAUGGCGAAGACAAAGUGACACUUGAGUCAAUAGCCUCACCGCCAUUGGACGGGGGUAAUGGCAACCAGCAAUGGCCGCAAGGCAUAUAACACUGCCGCGGCAGUACACAAGACAAAGAGCAACGGGCCACCCUCCAUUCCUUCUCCCCUCUGUAUACAUCACCGCUCCCACAGCACCGCCCAGAAGCUCACCAGAGGACUUUAGCGCACUACUCCCCCCCUCCUCCGUCUGUAGCCUGCCAUGAUCACUACCCACUUCUGGCAAUCGGGCCAGCCAGACCGAUUCUGUCGUCCAGCCGGUUCCGAGAGCUUUCGCCAGGUCUUGGCUCGCAAAGGUGGCGAUACUCACUUUCAGCUCGCGAGUAACGCAAUGGCACCCUCUUCCAGUCGCUUGACCAUUGCCACUGCUCCAGCUGCCCACGGCUCUCACAACCACAACCACAAUGGCCCGUCGCUUCCAGUGAGCAGUAUCGAGAAUGAGGAAGUACCUCGCCACACGGCGAGGAGCACUCGCAGAGGACGUUCGCCAACAAGGAGGCACCUUUGGGCCUAUUCGCCUGAGCGAGCCCAUGCCGAGGUACAGGAGGAACGAAGACAGAGCAUCACCAGCCGCUUCGCUCCGGACGUCCAGCCAGCGUCAUAUCCUGAAACAGUGCCACCCCAAACUGCCAACGAAAUACCGGUCUCCUCCCUGUCCCUCGACUCCCCAAUCUCUGCCUUGUCAUCCUCGUCCACACUGACGACCACACAAUAUGAAGCUCCCCCAGUCACAAACACCUCCUUGCCGAUCCUCUCGCGACCUCCAGCUGCUCUCGCCUCGCAUACCUCGCUCGAGUUGCGCGCUUGGCAAGCAGGAGAAGCCUUCGACGGAGAGCUGAGCUACCUGCGAGCAGCAUCAAUCACGUCAGACACACAGACAACAGGCGCAGGUCCUGCUGCUUUUGCACAGGUUCUCUAUACUCGCUCGCACCUUCCCGAGCUUGAUCUGCAGUCCAGAUAUCUGUGGCAUGCGCUUCACUAUUUUCGAGUGCAAGACAAUGAUUACGCCAAGGGGUACGCAGAGCGAGCGGGAAAAGCGCCUCGCUUCGACAGUGCCGUUGGUGUAUGCCCAUUCCUCGCAGCUACGUCCUCGUCCUCGUCAUCAGCGCCCCACUCUACUCGAGACCCAAACUCCUCAGCGGCCAUCAUCUUCAAAACAUUCAAUUGGUCCUCUCUCCGACUCCCCCUCUCGCUCCAACACGAAUGGUACGGCGUCACCUUUCGCUCCAUCCGUCGCGCUGCCUCUGCCUCCCUCUCCCUGUACCAAGCCGACCGACUCUCACACGAGGAAGCCGUCUCUUCCGGUGGUCUCAUCCUGUACUGGUACGGCCAACCCGAUGCAGAAACGGGGGAGAAUCUCGCGACGUGUAUUUGGACUUCGAGAGAGGAAGCAAGGGAAGCGAGUAGGCUGCCAAUGCACAAGGCGGCGAGGGACUUGGCGGUCGAGGCGUAUGAGACGUUUGAAUUGGAGAGAUAUAGGGUUGUUAAGAGGGAGGGGGAAAGCGGGAUCAGAAUUGAGCCGUGGAAUUAGAGUGCAAAGAGGUGGCAGUCUGGUGGAGGUGAUGAACGAACGAAUCUCGAAUGCCAUGACAAGUUCAAAGAGGAGCGCAAGUUGUAUUUUUAUGACGAACAGCCCCAAAAGAUAGUUUGAGACAAGUCUUGCUGUUCAUCGAGAC
Microstroma glucosiphilum is the source of this 1885-nucleotide messenger RNA. RefSeq lists its product as hypothetical. The record is from RefSeq and is a predicted model, not a curated record. NCBI's taxonomy places the organism in Eukaryota, Fungi, Basidiomycota, Exobasidiomycetes, Microstromatales, Microstromataceae. The transcript has a single exon. Bases 412 to 1740 code for a protein of 442 amino acids.